Molecule: messenger RNA, 1788 nt
Organism: Zasmidium cellare ATCC 36951
Lineage: Eukaryota; Fungi; Ascomycota; Dothideomycetes; Mycosphaerellales; Mycosphaerellaceae
Exons: 2
Coding region: 1-1788 (595 amino acids)
Biological process (GO): proteolysis
Cellular component (GO): fungal-type vacuole
Molecular function (GO): aspartic-type endopeptidase activity
Source: RefSeq, a predicted model, not a curated record
AUGGGUUCCGACGCGGGCGCCCGCCCUGCUGCCCUUGCGCUCGCUCUCCUUCCACUCGCGUCCGCCUGGUCGAUACCGUCGCUACGGAAUGAGCAAAGACUACACGCAAGAGCAGACGAGAACAAAACAGCAAUCCCCGCCGCGAUAGACAUUGGGCCCAGUCAAUAUUGGGAUGGCGAUGACGGUCCGUGGUCGUCCUUUCCGCUCCAGGUCGGCACGCCGGCGCAGAACAUACGCGCUUUGAUUAGCACACAGGCAAACACCAUCAUCACAGUCGGCACCGAUGGCUGCCCUUCAUUUUACCCAAGCAAUUGCAACGAUUUGCGCGGGCAACUGUUCAAGCCAAAUGAAUCCUUGACUUGGGUGCCCAACAGCAUCUUCAACAUUGGAAUUGAACAGAAUCUUGGAAUGGACACCACGUCUGACGCUUUAUUUGAUACCGUUGUCUUGGGAUGGCAGGGCUCAGGGGGGCCAUCGGUUCAGCAUUCUACAGUCUUCAAUCUUGCCGAUCCGAACUACUGGGUGGGAGCUUUUGGCCUAAGACCGGAUCCUGCAAACUUCACCACCCAGAACGACCCUCAGCCGUCAUUCAUGCAGCAGCUGGUCAACAACAAGACGAUCCCAUCAUUGACUUAUGGCUACACCGCCGGAAACCAGUACAGACUCAGCAAGGUCUUCGGAUCCUUGGUGCUAGGGGGCUACGACCAGAAUCGAUUCGAUGGCACUAAGAAUGUGUCGAUGGGCAUGUAUACUGACAUCAAUCGGGAUCUCCUGAUCUACCUUCAAGGCAUCACCACCGACGCGGGGUCGCCUUCAAAUCUGCUUCCUGACGGAGGAAUCAGCAUCUUGAUCGAUUCCACCAUCGCUCAACUGUGGCUUCCAGAAUCCGCCUGCACGGCUUUCGAACAGGCCUUUGGACUGACAUACGACAACACCUCCGAAUUUUACCUCGUCAACUCGUCUCUCCACGACACCCUCCAAGCGCAGAACGCCAACGUCACCUUCACUCUCGGAGCACAGCAGACCGGCGGCUCGACCGUCGACAUCGUCCUUCCCUACGGCGCAUUCGAUCUGUCGGUCAAGUUCCCCAACGUGCAAAAUCCAAACACUUCCAUGUAUUUCCCGCUCAAAAGGGCAGCGAACGACACACAGUACACCUUAGGCCGUACUUUCCUCCAGGAGGCUUACUUGAUUGCGGAUUACGACAACCACAACUUUACAGUCGCGCCGUGCAUUUGGGACAGCGACAAGGUCUCCAGCUCAAGCCUCAAGAGCAUCCUCCGCGCGAACGAGACCUCAUCAGCCAAUAACGGCGGUUCAUCAUCCAACACCGGAGCAAUCGCAGGAGGCGUCGUCGGCGGCGUCGUCGGCGCGGUCCUCAUAAUCGGCGCCAUAAUCUGGUUCCUGCGCCGCAAGAAGCAAACCGCGAAGAAGCGCCUCGCGGAGCUCGAAGCGACCAACGCCCCCGGCGGCAAAUCCAGCCAAGACUCAGCCAACGAAGGCAAGCCCUUCAUCUCGCAGCCCAUGGGUGGCGAGCUCGGCGGCGGCGAAAUCCACGAGCUCAACUCCACCCACAAGCCGUUCGCGCAGGAGAUGGAGUCGCCCUUCAAGAUGGACCCCAACAAGCACGGAUACUCGGAGAUGGACGGCGGUGGGGAGUUUUAUGGACCCAAUGCCAAGAAUCAUGCGGCGGAGAUGCAUGGUGAUACGCCUGUGUUUGAGAUGCCGGGGAGUGAUGUUCAUGAGAUGCCGACGCCGGAGGUGAGGCCGCAGGAUCGGAAGCCUUGA